AUGGCAGAUCCUUUGAGUAUCACUGCUUCGGUAUUGGCCGUCAUUAAUGCUGCCGUCCAAUCGACCAAGUCCCUCCACGAAGCCGUUUCACGCUUCAAAGGCCGAGACAAAACUUUAGGGAGACUUCAAGAUGAACUCUACGACCUCACGAAAAUCUUGAACUCGUUAAAGCAAGUCGCCGACGUGGAGGCGUCAAUGUUGGAUCUCUUGCAGGGUCCAGUUGACCGAUGCAGCCAAGUCUGCCACGAGUUUGAAGAAGCGAUGGAGUCUUUCUGGCGAAAGUCGAAGACAGGAUUUAGAGAUUGGGCAAAGAUGGAGUUUAUGAGAGGGAAUAUCAAUGAAUUCAUAGACAUACUAUCGGGGUAUAAAUCCACGAUCUCAAUCGGUUUAGGCACCAUCACCAUGUUUGUUUUGCCAACCUCACCUUGUCAUUUUAUUUUUGCUAACUUUUCUAUGAGACACACCGCCAAAGUCUCUCAGCAAGUUCUCCAAGAUUACAAUGAGAUGAUACAAGAUACAGUCUAUAACCUUGAAGUUUAUCUGCAACGAAUUGAUGGGAAAAUGGGACAUCUUACCAUGGACAACACAAGUGCCUCCGGCUCAAGCGUUGAUCUCAAAGACGAAAGAGAAGUGACACAACAAUGCAUCCGAAUUUGCGAGGAUGCGAAAAGUUACAUUGCUUCUUUGUCAAACCGAGAAUCAUCUCUUCUGCAAGAAGGGCCAGACAGCGACGCUAAAGUUGAUGGGCAAGGUUGCUCCGAGGCGCAGCUGCUCACACGCCAAGCCCUGGAUGAGAACCGAGAUAAUUUUGAGGUGAUUAUCGGGAAACUUCGGGAUCGCUUAGAGUCUCUUCUUCUGAGAAAUGACCCUAAUGACGAGACCGAAAGAUCACGUUUACUGGGCGAUAUCAACGCUUCUAGGCAGUGUUUGGAGAUAUGUAAGAUGGCAGACGAAGUUUCCUCUCGAAAAGUAUAUCGAAUUGGGGAGGUGAUUGCCGACGGCGACAGUGAUCAAGUAGUGGUGACUACUUUGGCUGAUUUAUUCGAUAUCAAGAAAGCGCUCUUCAAGGAUAACUCGGCACAAUUGGUUGGCUCGAUGACUGAAGAUGCACUUCGACAUUUGACCGAAAAGCGGUAUAGCAGUCGGUUCGGAGCAUUCAACCCAGUUGAAGCCGCCAGCACUAGAUCACCGCCAGUCAUCGAAACUACCAAGGGUAGUCAUGCUUUUCCCUCUCUAACGCCUCAUGAGGAGCAGCUGUCUAGACUGACGAAAAGACACAGCAGGCCGUCUUCCAACGAAGUGAGAAAACGGUCGACGCGAGAUGAAACAGAGUAA
Penicillium brevicompactum is the source of this 1335-nucleotide messenger RNA. RefSeq lists its product as uncharacterized. The transcript has a single exon. NCBI's taxonomy places the organism in Eukaryota, Fungi, Ascomycota, Eurotiomycetes, Eurotiales, Aspergillaceae. Bases 1 to 1335 code for a protein of 444 amino acids. The record is from RefSeq and is a predicted model, not a curated record.